This is a messenger RNA of Bufo bufo (common toad), 1635 nucleotides long. It is a transcript of the gene FAABTP, whose product is annotated as transmembrane protein 19. The record is from RefSeq and is a predicted model, not a curated record. The coding region runs from base 200 to 1210 and encodes 336 amino acids. Gene Ontology annotation, cellular component: membrane. The transcript has 7 exons. NCBI's taxonomy places the organism in Eukaryota, Metazoa, Chordata, Amphibia, Anura, Bufonidae.
ACCACUAGGUGUCCGGAAGUGCUCCGGUCAGACUGGCAGAGAGCGCUGGAAGAAGCCCGCCGCCCCGGCCUCUGUGUGUGGAGGGUUAAAGCGUGAGCGAGGAGCAGGAAUGGCUGCGAGCACCGGGGUCUGGACGUCUCUGCAGCGUAGACCGAGAGGAGGCGUGACGCUGCGUCCGGAGAUUUUUUGAGCUUCAAUUAUGUUAUUUAUUCGGGACGACGUCUAUAAAGAAUAUGCAAACAUGAUGCUGAAUAUUGUCGUUCUGUCUAUGAUCCUUUGCAUAUCGUUGUCCUUCUGGAUAAUAUCAAUUACUGCAAGUACAUAUUACGGCACUCUGCGGCCCAUAUCUCCGUGGCGAUGGCUGUUUUCUGUAGUCAUUCCUAUGAUUAUUGUUUCCCAUGGCUUAAAAAGAAAGAGCUUAGAUAGCAGUGGAGCUCUAGGAGGGCUGCUGGUCGGUUUUCUUCUGACGGUCGCUAACUACAGUUUUUUCUCAGCUCUUCUUAUGUUCUUUUUUACAUCCUCAAAACUCACAAAAUGGAAGGGAGAGCUUAAGAAGAAGUUUGACUCUGAGUACAAAGAAGGUGGACAGAGAAACUGGGUACAGGUGUUCUGUAAUGGGGGUGUACCUGCAGAGUUGGCUUUGCUGUACAUGGUGGAAAAUGGUCCUGGAGAGAUACCGAUUGACUUUUCCAAGGAAUACACUGCCUCAUGGAUGUGUCUGUCACUUCUUGGGGCCCUUGCCUGCUCAGCUGGGGAUACUUGGGCUUCAGAGAUUGCCCCAGUCCUCAGCAAAAGCUCUCCUCGAUUGAUAACCACUUGGGAGAAGGUUCCUGUGGGUACAAAUGGAGGCAUCACAUUCAUAGGUCUCGUUGCGAGUCUUCUUGGUGGCUUAUUUGUUGGCAUAGCUUAUUUUGUCGCUCAGCUUAUGUUUGUGAAUGAUUUAGAAAUUGCUGCCCCACAAUGGCCAAUUAUUUGGUAUGGUGCGAUGGCGGGCUUGCUUGGCUCAAUCCUAGACUCUUAUCUUGGAGCAAUAAUGCAAUAUACGGGUUUUGACGAGAACACGGGGAAGAUUGUCAAUCAUCCAACAAGCGGUGCAAAACUGAUAUCUGGGAAGCCCAUCCUGGACAACAACGCUGUAAACCUGUUUUCAUCAAUCCUCAUAGCAAUUUUGCUACCGGGAGCUGCCUGGAGUAUUUGGCCCAGAACAUAAAUUAUUGCACAAUGGCAAGUGCACAAAAUACUGCAAAAAAUAAUACUGACUGUGUGGUAUAUCUUAGGUUUGCAUGGGACAAAAUAUAUGUGAUAUCACUUAAUAUCAUUCGGCGAAAAUAAUACUAAUGAACACUGAAUGAGUAAUAAUACAGCCACACUCUCUUUUAGCACUUCAUGUAUGCACCUGAGGCAGUGUACAAAUAGUUAAACUUCACCAGCUAAAACUAUAGCCCGACUCAUUUUGGUGUAACACUUAAGCACUGUGUAUAAAGGGUGAUUUCUUUUAAAAUUUAGACUUGAAAUAAAUAGUAAAGUAGAUGAUGUGAUAUAACUGCACAUCAGCCGAUUUUCUGAUCUUUUAGAGAAUUGUAAAUAUUGUUUUUUGCAGUUGCUAAUUUUAAUGUGUCAAGUGGACCAAGACUU